Molecule: messenger RNA, 2442 nt
Organism: Pieris macdunnoughi
Lineage: Eukaryota; Metazoa; Arthropoda; Insecta; Lepidoptera; Pieridae
Source: the annotation of a GenBank genome assembly
AUGCCUCCAUUCCGAACUGGUUUGUUAAAACGAAAGAUAGAAUUUGACGGGGGUAUUAAACCAUGCGGUAAUAGAACAACACAAGAAGAAAAUGAAAAUAGUGAUAAAGACGAAGACUUAUUAAAAGGUGAAUUAGACAAUGAAGAGGAUGGAACUGAUUCUGAACACGAGUCAGACGAGAAAUCAGAUACAGAACAAGAUAAACUUUUGUUUGAUAAUGAUGUUGACUCCCUUCUGGGUGAUAAUAGCUCGGACCACUCUGCUGAUGAAUCCUCAGAAUUGACAGAUAGUGAAAAUGAUUCUGACGAAGAGAGCGAAGACAGUGGAUCGGAGUCCGUAGGGCCAACACUAGGAUCCAGUGACGAUACACAAGAUAAAAAGAAAGGUGUUGAUAAAAAGAAGGAACUAAGGAAAAGAAGUAUGACAAACCAAAUAAAAAGUAAAGUCUCAGACUCCAUACAAAAACUAUCAAACGAAAUACAUUCUAAUGUGACUUCACAACCGGUGCAGCAGAAAGACGAGUACGAAUCCGGCGACUCGAGCGACGAGGAAGAGCGCGUGAACACGGCGGGCGACGUGCCCUCUUGGUGGUACGACGAGUUCCCGCAUCUGGGCUACGACCUCGACGCUCGCCGCAUAGCGAGGCCGCAGCGCCGCGACCUCAUCGACGACUUCCUCAGAAAAUGUGAAGACCCCGAGUUUUGGCGAACGGUCAAAGAUCCUUCCACAGGUCAGGACGUCAUCUUGUCCAAAGACGACUUGAAGCUCAUAGAGAGAAUCCGAAACGGUAACGUCCCUUCGGAGACCCACGACGAAUACGAGCCUUGGACCGAGUGGUUCACCCGCGAAGUGUUGGCGACUCCGCUGCGCGCCUUCCCCGAGCACAAGCGCUCGUUCCUGCCCUCGCGCUCCGAGCAGAUGCAGGUGGCGCGCCUAGUGCACGCGCUGAAGAUGGGCUGGAGCCACACCCGCCGAGAGAUCGCCGCCCGGCGCCGCGCCGCCCGCGCCCGCGCUUUCUACGACCUUUGGGGCUCCGACGACGCCGUCUCGCGCCGAGCGGCGCCCCGCCACCUGCCCGCCCCGCGGCGUCCGCCGCCCGCCCACGCCGAGAGCUACAACCCUCCGCCCGAGUACCUGCUCGACCGCAAAGAGACGAAGGAGUGGGAGAAGCUGCGGGAGACGCCGUGGAAGCGCAAGUACACCUUCCUGCCGACGCGACACGCGUCCCUCCGCGAGGUGCCAGCCUACGAGCGGUUCACGCGCGAGCGCUUCCUGCGCUGCCUCGACCUGUACCUGGCGCCGCGAGCGCUCAAGAUGCGCCUCACCAUCCGCGCCGACGACCUCGUGCCGAAGCUGCCUUCGCCGCGAGACCUGCAGCCCUUCCCCACCGCCGAGGUGCUGCGCCUCUCGGGCCACGAGGGCCUCGUGCGCAGCGUGGACUUCGACCCGGCCGGCCAGUACGCGCUCACCGCCGGCGAGGACGGCACCGUGCGCGUCUGGGAGGUCGCCUCGGGCCGCUGCCUGCGCACGCUGGCGCUGGGCGAGCCGGCGGCGGCGGCGCGCUGGACUCCCGUGGCCGGCCUCAGCCUCGUGGCGGCGGCGGCGGGCGCGCGGCUGCUUCUGCUCAACCCGGGGGCGGACGUGGGCGCGCACCGCGUGGCCGAGCGCACCGACCGCCUGCUGCGCGACGCGCCGCCCGCGCACGACGUGCAGAUGGACGAGCGCACGCGCGCCGCCGUCAAAUGGGAGGAGGUCGACGAGGCGAGCUGGGCGCGCGGCGUGCGGCUCUCCGUGCGGCACCUGGGGCCGCUGGCGCACGUGGCGUGGCACGCGCGCGGCGACUACCUGGCGGCGACGGUGCGCGACGGCGGAGCGCGCGCCGUGCUCGUGCACCAGGUUUCGCGGCGGAGAUCGCAGCUGCCCUUCCGCACGGCCAAAGGGCUGGUGCAGUGCGCGGUGUUCCACCCGCGCGAUCCGCGGCUGCUCGUGGCGACGCAGCGCGCCGUGCGAGUGUACGACCUGGUGAAGCAGCAGCUGGUGCGCAAGCUGCUCACGGGCGCCCAGUGGGUGAGCUCGGUGGCGGUGCACCCGGGCGGCGACAACGUGCUCGUGGGGUCGUACGACCGCAAGCUGGUCUGGUUCGACCUGGAGCUGUCGGGCGAGCCCUACCAGACGCUGCGCCUGCACGGAGGGGCCGUGAGGGCCGUGGCUUUCCACCCGCGGUACCCGCUGUUCGCGUCGGCCGGCGACGACGAGCGCAUCGUGGUGUCGCACGGUAUGGUGUACCAGGAACUGACGCAGAACCCGCUGCUGGUUCCGCUGAAGCAGCUGCGGGGUCCGGAGCGCCGCGAAGACCUGUGCGUGCUGGACCUGCGCUUCCACCCUACGCAGCCCUGGCUGGCCGCCGCCGGCGCCGACGGCACCGUCCGCCUGUACUCGUAG